AUGUUUCGUGGUGGUCGUGGUGGUAGCCGCGGCGGCGGAUUCAGCGGGCGCGGCGGUCGUGGUGGCAUGAUGAAUGCUGGACCGCCUGCCAGUGUGGUGCCGUUCGGAAAGUUUGUGCAUGCUGUCGAGGGCGAGAUGUUCUGCUCGAGCACCGACCCCAAGCAUGUCCCCUACUUCAAUGCACCCAUCUUUCUGGAAAACAAGUCGCAAAUUGGAAAGGUCGAUGAGAUUCUGGGCCCCAUUAACGAGGUAUACUUCACAGUGAAGACGGAGCCUGGUGUGGUGGCGACGUCGUUCCAGGCAGAUGAUACCGUGUACAUUUCAGAUGACCGCAAGUUGCCCAUUGAGCGAUUCUUGCCCAAACCAAAGACGCUCGUCAAAGCUACCAAGAAGCGGGGAGGUGCGCGUGGUGGUGGCCCUGGCGGUCGUGGUGGUGGCCGCGGUGGUGGCCGUGGAGGUGCGCGUGGCGGCGGCUUUGGUGGUCGUGGCCGCGGCGGCUUCCGUGGCGGCGGCCGUGGGGCUCCGCGUGGUCGUGGUAGCUUCCGUGGCGGACGCUAG
Molecule: messenger RNA, 558 nt
Organism: Malassezia restricta
Lineage: Eukaryota; Fungi; Basidiomycota; Malasseziomycetes; Malasseziales; Malasseziaceae
Product: H/ACA ribonucleoprotein complex subunit 1
Exons: 1
Coding region: 1-558 (185 amino acids)
Biological process (GO): snoRNA guided rRNA pseudouridine synthesis; ribosome biogenesis
Cellular component (GO): box H/ACA snoRNP complex
Molecular function (GO): box H/ACA snoRNA binding
Source: RefSeq, a predicted model, not a curated record